Molecule: messenger RNA, 12361 nt
Organism: Clupea harengus (Atlantic herring)
Lineage: Eukaryota; Metazoa; Chordata; Actinopteri; Clupeiformes; Clupeidae
Gene: dmd
Product: dystrophin
Exons: 78
Coding region: 155-10945 (3596 amino acids)
Biological process (GO): regulation of muscle system process; synaptic signaling; neuron development
Cellular component (GO): sarcolemma
Molecular function (GO): zinc ion binding; protein binding
Source: RefSeq, a predicted model, not a curated record
CCUUUGGGUGUGUACCCCACUCAACAUAACCUCUAAAGCGACGGAUGACUCUCGGUGAAAUUUGCUGUGAUUUGCCUUCAGUUUGGACUCUGUGGAAGCUACAUACUCUGCCCAGUUGUACUGAUUCAAUAACAGGCCUAAACAGGAAACGACCAUGGCUGAGGUGGUGCCCUUUGACGAUCAGCGUGACGUGGCAGAGGAUGAAUUUGGAGAUAUUAUUAAAACUCGCACCGAUGAGAGGGAAGACGUUCAGAAGAAGACUUUCUCCAAAUGGAUAAACUCUCAGUUCUCCAAGGCUGGUAAACCUCCCAUUGAAGACUUGUUCACUGACCUGUGUGAUGGUCGCCGUCUCCUUGAACUUCUGGAAUGCCUGACUAGGCAUGAACUGGUUAAGGAGAAGGGAUUCACAAGAGUCCACUCUCUUAAUAAUGUGAACAGAGCACUUCAGAUCCUGCAGAAGAACAACGUUGAGCUGGUAAACAUUGGUGGAGCUGACAUUGUUGAUGGCAAUCACAAACUUAUUCUUGGACUCAUCUGGAGUAUAAUUCUCCACUGGCAGGUUAAAGGUGUGUUGAAGGAUCUGAUGGCAGGAUUACAGCAGACCAGUAGCGAGAAGAUCCUACUGAGCUGGGUCAGGCAAUCCACUAAAGCAUAUCCACAGGUCAAUGUGCUGAAUUUCUCCAGCAGUUGGGAAGAUGGACUUGCCUUCAAUGCUCUCAUACAUAGCCACAGGCCUGAACUCUUUGAUUGGCGGGUGGUUGAGGAGAAGAGCUCAGCGUUGGACAGACUGGAAUAUGCUUUCAGCACGGCAGAAAAACAUUUGGGGAUUGACAGACUUCUGGAUCCAGAGGAUGUGGCGACCACACAUCCUGAUAAGAAGUCAAUCAUCAUGUACGUCACAUCCAUGUUCCAAGUGCUCCCACACCUUCUUACUAUGGAAGCCAUCCAGGAAGUGGACACCCUACCGGCAACACGCAUCACACAAGAGGAGCACAUACAGAGUCACAUUCAACAUCACUACUCACAGCAGAUCACCGUGAGUGUGGCAGAGGGUCGGGUGAACAGCCCAUCUUCUUCAGCUAGAUCCCAUUAUAAAAGCUAUGCCUUCACACAAGCUUCAUAUAUCCAGUCGCCUGAGCAAAAGAAGAGUCACUAUAUCGCACAGGAGUUGGGUACCCUGGGGCUGGAGACCUACCAGAGUGCCCUGGAGGAAGUGCUGACGUGGCUUCUGUCUGCUGAGGACGGCCUGCAGUCGCAGCCGCACAUUUCUACCUGUGUGGAGGAGGUCAAAGAGCAGUUCCAUACACAUGAGGGCUACAUGGUAGAGCUGACAUCUCAUCAAGGCAGUGUAGGGCAUGUGCUUCAAAUGGGGGGGCAGAUUUUGGCCGAAGGGAAGCUGACUGAGGAAGAGGAGGGAGAGGUGAGGGAGCAGAUGAACCUCCUGAACUCACGUUGGGAACACCUGAGAGUAAGCAGCAUGGAGCGUCAAAGCAGGCUCCAUGAAGUUCUGAUGGAUCUACAGCACCAGCAGCUGAAGCAACUCGCUGAUUGGCUGGAAGUCACAGAGGGCCGGAUCAAACGGAUGGGGACCCAGACACUUGGACCAGACCUGGAAAACAUUAAGCAACAAGUAGAGGAACACAAACUGCUGCAGGAGGAUCUGGAACUGGAGCAGGUGAAGGUCAACUCUCUGACUCAUAUGGUCGUGGUUGUGGACGAGACGAGUGGAGAUCACGCCACUGCUGCGUUGGAGGAGAAGCUGAAGCAUCUUGGGGACCGCUGGGCGGCCAUCUGUAGGUGGACUGAAGAACGUUGGGUCCUUCUACAGGAAGUCCUUCUGAAGUGGCAGGAUUUCACAGAAGAACAGGGUGUAUUUGAAGUAUGGUUGAUGCAGAAGGAACAACAGGUGAACAUUUACAGAAAAUCGGAUCCGCAGAGUGACGCCCCAACACGACUCCGAAACCUUGCUCUGCUGAAGGCAGAACUGGAGUUGAAGCAGCACUCUCUGGAGCAUCUCCGCUCUCUGAGCCAGGGCCUCAUCUUCAGUGUGAAGAACAAGGAGGUGGCCCAGAAGGUGGACGCACGGCUAGAGAACUUUAACCAACGCUGGUACGACCUUCAACAACUGCUGGAGAAAAGCAGUACACAGACUUCCUCCUCCGUCACCACGUCACAGACAGAGGUAAAGCAAACUGUGAUGGCAUCUGUAACCAAGGUUACGACUCGUGAGAAGGUCAUGAUGAAAUACACGAAGGACAAGAUGCCCUCCUCUCCACCCCAGAAGAAAAGACAGAUUGUAGUUGACGCUGAGCUCCAGAAACGCUUUGACAUGGACUUCACUGAGAUCCACAGCUUCAUCACUCGAGCAGAGGCCAUUCUCAAAAGCCCAGAGUUCUCUGUGUCCCGCAAAGACGGAAAUUUUGCAGACCUUCAAGAUAAAGUGCUGGCAAUAGAAAGAGAGAGACCAGACAAGUUCCGGAAGCUUCAAGAAGCCACACGGUCAGCUCAGGCGCUCAUGGAUCAACAUGAUGGAGGUGGUGCCAUAACAGAGGAUAUCUACCUAGCAGCCCAACAGCUGAGCAGUCGCUGGGAGGCAUUCUGUGCCCUGCUGGUUGAGCGCCUGGCCUGGCUGGACUAUCAGAGCCGUAUUCUGGCCUUCUACAAUCUGUAUCAGCAACUGGAGCAAAGUGUGAUUUCUGCAGACAGCUGGAUCAGGUCGACGCCACUGCCCCCCAGUGAACCUGAGCCAAUCAGAAAUCAGCUGGACCGUUGCAGGGAUGAGAUUGCACGUCUCACUGCUCUGGAGCCGUCUUUGGGUCAGCUGGAGAACCAGUUAGCUGAACUGAAAGGCACUGGGAUGUCUGAGGAGCCGGUCUUCUUUGACACAGAUGUGCCGAGUCUAACUGAGCAUUUCUACGAGGUUCUGGAGGAGCUGCGCAAACGUGAAAGACAGUUAAUUUUGGUGCAGGAGAGUUUGCCCCCUGCACGCUACAAGGAAACUGUGUCGACUCUUCUGUCCUGGCUGCAGCAGUGUGAGGCGAAGCUUGCUGCCCCAUCAGCUGCUGUUACAGAACUGCCAAUCAUGGAUCAACGACUCAAAGAUGUACAGGGGCUCAAGAGUACUCUGCAGGACCACCAGAAAGAGGUGGACUAUCUGACGUGUACCGUGGAGCAGGUGUUCCAGAAAGCUCCUCCAGAGAUGUGUCAACGCUAUCGCCAUGAGAUGGAUGCAAUCAUGACCCGCUGGAAAGGCUUGAGUGCGCAGCUGGAUGAGCACUCAAGCAAGAUACAGGGGCACAUAGACAAGCUCUCACAGUUCCAGAAUGACACUCAGACACUGUGUAAAUGGAUGGCUGAAGUGGAGGUGUUCUUGAAUGAAGAGUGGCCAGCGCUGGGAGAUUCUGAGGCUCUGCAGAAGCAGCUCGAGCAAUGCACUGCAUUAGUGAAUGACAUCCAAACCAUCCAGCCGAGUGUGAACGGCAUUAAUGACGUGGGCCAGACCCUGAAGAGUGAGGCAGAACCUCCGUUUGCUGCUAAACUGACUAAAGAACUGGAUGAGCUGAACACACAGUGGGAGAACAUUUGCAAACAGGCAUAUGCAAAGAAAUCGGCCCUUAAAGGGGGUCUUGAUAAGACCGUGAGCCUACGGAAGGAGAUGCAGGAGAUGCAGGAGUGGAUCACGCAAGCAGAGGAGGACUAUUUGGAGAGGGACUUUCAGUACAAGAGCCCUGAAGAGUUACACAAAGGCGUGGAAGAGUUGAAGAGGGCGCAAGAGGAAGUGAAUCAGAAGGAACAGAAGGUGAACUUGUUGACAGACAAGGUGAACAGCUUCAUUGCUAAAGCUCCUCCGGCUGCCCAUGACUCCUUGAAGGCAGAGUUAGACAUCCUGACGGGAAACUACCAGCAUCUGUGCAGUCGCCUUAAUGGCAAAAGCAAGACAUUGCAGGAAGUAUGGGCCUGCUGGUGUGAGCUGCUGGCAUACUUACAGCAGGAGAACAGCUGGCUGGAUGAGCUGGAGAAGAAGCUGGAUGAGCUGGAGAACAUCGAAGGAGGAGUGGAGGAGCUCACAGAGGCGCUGGAGGGUCUGGAGCUGUUUGUGCGGGACCACCCAGACGAGGGACGCACGCAGAUCCAAGAGCUCUCUCAGACACUGAUCGAUGGCGGGGUGAUGGACGAACUCAUCUCACACAAACUGGAGGCGUUCAACACCCGCUGGGAUGAGUUGAUGCAGAGGAGUGUAUAUCGUCAGCAGGAGCUUGAACGGCGUCUUCAGUGGGCCCAGGAGAAUGAUAAGACUCUGCAAAGAAUCAAUGAUUCUCUUAACACCACGGACCGACACCUUACUGCUUACCUCAACGAUCAUAUUGAUGCUGCACAGAUUCCACAGGAGGCACAGAAAAUCCAGACAGACCUGGCAGAGCAUGAGGUGAUUCUGAAUGACAUGGAGACGAGGCUGAAAGAUGCAGAGUUCUCCGAGUGCAUCAAAGGACAUCUGGAUGCUACAUAUAAAAAGCUGCAUGAGGUAAACGCCAAAUUUAGGUUGUUCCAGAAGCCGGCCAACUUUGACCAAAGACUCCUGGAGUGUGAGAAUGCCCUCGCCGCGGUCAAGGCACAGUCCGGUGUGUUUGCAGUCCGCAGCAUUGAACAGGACGUGUUGCAAGCACAGCUGGAUGAGUGCAUGAAGCUGUAUAAAAGUCUGAGCGAGGUAAAAGGAGAGGUGGAAGGAGUGAUUAAGGCCGGGAGGCAGGUGGUGCAGCGGCAGCAGACGGAGAAACCCAAAGAACUCGAUGAACGUCUUACAGCACUCAAGCUGCUAUACAACCAGCUGGGAGCACAGGUGACGGAAGGAAAGCAAGGGCUUGAGAAGAGUCUGAAGUUGUCAAGGAAACUGCGUAAGGAGUUGAACUGCCUGACGGAGUGGCUGGCGGCCACGGAUGCUGAGCUUACACAUCGCUCAGCGGUGGAUGGGAUGCCCCGAGACCUGGACGCAGAAUUGGCCUGGGCGAAGGCAACCCAUCAUGAGACAGAACAGAAGCAACCUCAGCUGGCUGUGGUGCGUGAGCUGGCAGAGGCCCUGAAGACCGUGUUAAAGGAUCAGGAGUGUCUGGUAGAGGAUAAGGUCAGCCUGCUUAACUGCAACUGGAUUGCUGUCACAUCACGAAGUGAGGAGUGGCUUAAUCUGCUACAGGACUAUCAGAGACAGAUGUCUGUUCUGGAGGGGAGCAUGGCGGAGAUCACUGCUUGGAUGGAACAAGCUGAGAAACAAAUGGACGAGUCGGAGCUGCAGGGUGGUGAUGAGCAUCAAUUCACGAAAUUGCGUAUGGAACUGGAUGACAUGCAUGGAAAAGUAGAGGCUUGCAAUGACCUCGCUGAUGACCUGAUCAAAAAUCAUGGCGAACACUGUCAGGCUACAGUGCAACCCAAAGUGGAUCAGCUUAAUCAACACUUUGAUGCUGUUGCUCAGAGAAUUACUGAUGGACAGGUGUCGGCUCGGGAGCUGGAGCAGUAUCACAGUGAGGCGCUGAUUUGGAUAAAUCUGUUGGAAGAAGAGGUGGAAUAUGGAGAAAAUCUGAAAGAAGAGGACUUUCAGGAGGAUAUGGAAUAUGAGGACGGGGCUGUGCAGGAACUAUUACUGAAAGGACAGCGUUUGCAAAAGAGAGUGACAGACCAGGAUCGCAGAGAAGCUGUCCGCAACAAACACACACAGCUCAGCAACAAAUAUGACACUGUGAAGGAUCUGCGACUGGUGAGGAAGCACAAAGCCCUUGCCAUUGCUCCUCAGUGGUAUCAGUACCGCAGACAAUCACACGACCUGCUCCAGUGGUUGGAUAAUAUUGAGAGAACAGUGGCAGAGUUUCCUGAUCCACCUGAAGCGUCAAGGGUGAAGGAGGUUGGCAGUGCACUGGAUCAGAAACAAAAGGAUCUAUUUGAUGUCUCUGAGCUGGGAGGCGUGCUGUCACAAGCAGGUGCAGCCAGGCUGGUGGAGCCCAGUCUCCUCCGGCUCAACAGGCGCUGGGAGGAGGUGGAGCUUAAGUUUGCUCCAUUCCGCCGCCAGAUUGAGCUUCAUGACCUGCUGCAGACAAUUGCUGAGACAGAUGCCAUGUUGAAUUCACCCGAACACUGGAGGGCGCCGUUCUACCGCUUGGAGAAACAGGAGAAAUGCCUAGAGGAGGUGAAACUUAUUCUUAAAAAGUUGGAGAGUCCUGUGGCUGUGGCUUUGGAGAGGAAAGGGGUGGAUAUUGGGACUGCCACUGCCCACGAGAAUGACCUUCACCAUCUUCUGUCUGUCAACUGGGACAACCUUAAUAAAUUGUACCUGGACAGACUAGCGUGUUUUGAGUCCUCCAGCAUGAAAUGGCAGCGAUAUACUGAGGAACAUAAAACCAUUGAUGACUGGCUAUGUGAUGCUGAGCAGACACUGAUCAAGGCUGAACAUGAACCCACCCCCCAAAUAAGGGACAAAAUGAAGGUAUUACAGGAUGAGGUAGGAGGCAGGCAAGAGACAAUAACAUCCCUGUGUGCCCUGGGAGGGGAGAUCUGUGGGCAGAGCCUUCCAGAGGACUCGGUGCCCUUACAACAACAACUGAAUGACAUCAAUGCACGCUGGGAUAACAUCGUCUUUAAAAUCAGUGAGAAGAAGAGAAGAUCCACAGACUUGCAGAAUACCAUUUUAGAGAUUCAGACGGAUCUUGAGGACUUCUUGUCCUGGAUAGACAAGGCAGAGGGCGUUGUGAGAGAACCCCUUCAUCCUGACGACUGUGAACAGCUCACUGGUGUGCUGCAGAGAGCCCAGGGAUGUUUGAGUGAUCUACCCAGAAGGAGAGCAUCGCUGGAAGAUAUUCAGCUCCGUGCAUCCUCACUGCCCAUAGAUCGUAGGCAACCGCUACAGACCAACCUCGUCACUGUACUCUCACGCUGGGAUCAGGUGUCUGUAGCUCUACCAGAGCGUGUUUCUGAGAUCGAGAGGCUGCUGCGGGAGCACGGUGUGUAUCAGAAGCAACUGAAUGAACUCUCCUUGUGGGCGUCUAAAACUCGAACAACGCUAGAGAGCAACCCAGAUGCUGUGGACCCGAAGACUGAAGACGAGGUCAAGAUAAAAAAGCCUGAAGUGGAAACAUUUCUGGCCAAAACUCGCCCCUCUUGGCAGCCCGAGCAGCAACAGUAUGACGGCCUCGCCACCGACUGGAACUCCAUUCAAAUCCUACUGCAUGACUGGAGAGAUAAAUGCAAUGUUGUGGCCUGUGAGAAUUUGACUGGCAGUGCUCAGGCGGACAUGCCGACUUUGAAUCAGUUCGAGCAAGCCUUGAAAGAACUCUCUGAUUGGUUGUCACUUCUUGAUCACAUGGUACAGAACAACAGGGUCACUGUGGGUGACACGGAUCAAAUUAAUCAAAUGAUUGUCAAGCAGAAGGAAAAUCUACAGACCCUGGAGGAGAGAUGCCAUCAAUUGGAUUCUCAGAUCACUACAGCGCAGAACCUAAAGAACAAAACCACCUCUCAGGAGACGCGCUGUGCCAUCACUGACCACAUCGAUAGGUUACAGGCCCACUGGGAAGAAUCGCAUCGCCGCUUGACUGAAAGAAUUGCGGAGCUGCAGAGGAUGUCACAGGAUUCAUAUGCAUGGCUCGGUGCCAAGGAGGAGGUGGAGCUGCACUUGAAACAAGCCCAUGACCAUAUAGAGGCUUGGAAGGACAUUCCUUACACAGUGGAUGUGCUAAAGACCCAAAACAGUGAACUCAAGCUCUUUGUGAAGGCGCUGCAGCAGUGGAAGCCAAAAGUGGAUGAGACCAAUCAGCUUGCACAAAAGCUAAUCACACUCUACGCUAGUGACGACACUCACAAAGUCAAACAGCUAAGUGAUAGCGUCAACAUGAGUCUUUCCGGCAUCAACAAGCGUGUUGGUGAUCGGGAGGCAGCUCUGGAGGCGGCGUUUAGGUUUCUUCAACAGUUCUAUCUGGAUCUGGAACAUUUCUCUAACUGGCUCACGGAGGCUGAGACUACAGCCAAUGUGCUGCAAGAUGCCACACACAAGGAGCAACAGCCAACCUCACAGCGCUAUCUCCUUGAACAAUUGCAGGACUUGCAAGGGGAAGUGGAGGAGCACACAGAACAGUUCCACACCCUGGAUGAGAAUGGCAAGCGUGUCGUGGGCUCUCUGCAUCACUCUGAUGAUGCUCUGCUGCUGCAGAGACGUCUGGAGAACAUGAACCAACGCUGGAAUGAACUGAGGAACAAAACUCUAAGCAUGAGGCCUUAUCUGGAUGUGAAUGUUCAAACAUGGAGACAGCUACACCUGAAUCUACAGGAUCUGCUAAUAUGGCUCCAGCAGAAACAGCGUGAAUUAAACCAGCAGAAACCAGUGGGCAGUGAUAUACCUACUCUCCAGCAGCAACAGGAUAAGCACAGGGAAUUACAUUUUGAGGUCCGAGAGAAGGAGCCAGUGGUGAUCUCCUCACUGGAGGGCGUCAAAGCUUUCCUGUCUGAGCAGCCAAGCGCAGAACCCCAGGCGUCUGAUCUGAGGGAAGUAUCUCCCGAGGACCGAGCUCAGAAUGUUGGCCGUGUUCUACAAAAGGAAAUGUGUGAUGUAGAAUCAGAGUGGGCCAGACUUCAAGGAGCUUUGAUUGAUUGGCAGCAGACACUGGAGCAUCGGCUACAGCGCUUGCUAGAGCUAUAUAAAACAGAGGAGCACCUAGAGAUUCAGCUCAAACAGGCAGAGAUGGUGAAAGAAUCAUGGGAUCCUGUUGGGGACCUGCUCAUCCACUCACUCCAGGAACACAUCGAUAGCGUUAAGGUCUUUCAGGAACAGAUUGAACCAAUCCAGGAUGACAUCAGUCUGGCUAACGCUCUUGCAGCGAGCUUUGAACCUCCAGAUGUACUCUCGCAAGUUGAUCUGGAACGGCUGGAUAACCUUAAUACAAGAUGGAGGCUACUUCAAAUAUCUAUAGAAGAACAUCUGUCUCAACUUACAGAUGCGCAGAAGGACUUCGUUGCUAAUAUGCAUUCCUCUGUGAGCAGCCCAUUCCAACAGCAAGUUUCACCAAGCAAUGUGCCAUACUACAUCAACCACCAGACGCAAACAACGAGUUGGGAUCAUCCCCAGAUGUCCGAACUCUACCAGUCUUUGGCGGACCUGAACAAUGUGCGCUUCUCUGCCUACCGAACAGCCAUGAAGUUAAGGCGUCUUCAGAAAGCCCUGUGCUUGGAUCUGCUGGGGAUGUCGACGGCAGUGGAGGCCUUUGAGCAACAGGGACUGAGGCAGAACGAGCAGCUGGUAGACGUGGUUCAGCUGGGGUCCUGUCUCACCAACAUCUAUACCCGACUGGAGAAGCAGUACAGCAGCCUGGUCAAUGUACCGCUCUGUGUGGACAUGUGUUUAAAUUGGCUGCUCAACGUCUACGACAUUGGCAGAAGUGGUAAGAUAAGAGCGCUGUCGUUGAAGACCGGCAUCAUCUCCCUCUGCAAAGCGCAUCUAGAGGACAAAUACAGAUUUCUCUUCAGACAAGUUGCCAGUGUGACAGGAUUCUGUGAUCAGAGGAGGUUGGGUCUCCUGCUCCACGACUCCAUCCAGAUCCCACGGCAGCUCGGGGAGGUCGCAGCGUUUGGUGGUAGCAACAUCGAGCCGAGUGUCAGGAGCUGCUUCCAGUUUGCAAAUAAUAAGCCAGAGUUGGAAGCUGCGGUGUUUCUGGAUUGGAUGAGGCUGGAGCCGCAGUCUAUGGUGUGGCUACCAGUGUUACACCGUGUGGCUGCUGCUGAGACCGCCAAACACCAGGCCAAGUGCAAUAUAUGCAAAGAGUGUCCCAUCAUUGGUUUCAGAUAUCGAAGCUUAAAGCACUUCAAUUAUGAUAUCUGCCAAAGUUGCUUUUUCUCUGGAAGAGUCGCCAAAGGCCACAAGAUGCAGUAUCCUAUGGUGGAGUACUGCACACCGACAACAUCAGGAGAAGAUGUUCGAGACUUUGCAAAGGUGCUGAAGAACAAAUUCAGAACAAAGCGCUAUUUUGCCAAGCACCCACGUAUGGGUUAUUUACCUGUUCAAACUGUACUUGAGGGAGACAACAUGGAAACUCCUGUUACCCUUAUCAACAUCUGGCCUGUAGAGCAUGCUCUUACGUCCUCACCUCAGCUCUCUCACGAUGACACCCAUUCACGGAUUGAGCAUUAUGCCAGCAGAUUAGCAGAAAUGGAAAACAGAAACGGCACGUAUUUGACCGACAACAUAUCACCCAAUGAGAGCAUGGAUGAUGAGCACCUGUUGAUUCAGCACUACUGCCAAAGCCUGAACACAGGCUCGUCACCUUCCCAGCCCCGCAGCCCCGCCCAAAUACUCAUUUCCAUGGAGACGGAGGAGAAGGGAGAGUUGGAGAAAGUCUUGAAUGAUUUGGAGCAAGAAAACAGGAAACUACAAUCCGAAUAUGAUCGUCUUAAAAAAGCCCAUGACCGUCAAGGUCUUGCACCACUGCCGUCACCCCCCGAGAUGAUGCCAGUGUCCCCACAGAGCCCCCGCGACGCUGAGCUGAUUGCUGAGGCCAAACUCCUGCGUCAGCACAAGGGUCGUCUUGAGGCACGCAUGCAGAUUCUAGAGGAUCACAACAAACAGCUGGAAUCUCAACUGCAUCGCCUCCGACAACUACUGGAGCAGCCACAGACGGAGUCCAAGGCGAACGGCACUGCUCUCUCCUCCCCCUCCACAUCCUCGCAGCGCUCCGACUGCAGUCUCCCCCUCCUGCGAGUAGCAGCCAGCCAGACUACUGAUACUAUGGGUGAUGAUGAUUUGUCAAGUCCAUCACAAGAUGCAAGUUCGGGGCUGGGGGAGGCGAUGGAGCAGCUGGGCAGCACUUUUCCUCACAGCCAGGGUGUGUUUGUUGGUAGUCUGUUUCACAUGGCAGAUGAUGUGGGCCGUGCAAUGGAGUCCCUGGUCAAUAUGAUGACCGAUGAUGUGGGCAACUGACUGACAUUGGCCUCCCGUGCAUGCUUUUUUUAGACUAAACCAAUUAAAAUGGACAUGUUUACAAGGAAGAAAAUCAAUAUGAAUCUAUUUUUGCUGAGUGAUCUUGGUUCCAACACUUGUAGAUUUCAGUAGUUUCUUACAGUAAAUUGUUUUAUUAACAAAGACAGGUUUUAAACUUCUAUGCAAUUGUUUAAAAAAAAAUCUGAAUCUUGUCAAUGUACUGGCUAUUUCUUUCUAUGAAACAUAUUUCAAACAUUUGUAUUGAUUAAAAAGAGUGAUUGUAAACAUAAGGGUGCUUUAUGGAAGACAAACAAAUGAAUUAGUAAGUGAACUACAUAUUCAUCACAUGCAUACUAAAAGGCAAGAUGGUUAUCUCAAAUCAUUUGUGAGUGCCACUAUGUUUCUAUGGAUUCGGUACAUUUCCUGAAGGUAGUAAUAAGAAAAGAAAAAAUGUUUUGAACUUUUUAUAUAAAACACUGAUACCGUUAAAAAUGUCAUUCUUUUAUUUAAUUUAUUAUAAAAUGAAAGGUUGUUUAAUUCAGUCAAUGUCCACUGGAAUUACCGUACGAUACAUUUCUGAGAUUUCAAUCUAAACAAUAUGCUCUGCAUCUCCAUCAAACAUGGUUUCACUAUUUGAGCACUGGAGGGUAUGAUUGUAUUGUUUUUGUGACUGAACACCUUUUUACUCUUGGUGUUUUAUUUAUGAGUGUUCUCUCCAUCAUUAACACUAAUUCAUGAUGUUAGCUGCUGAUAUUUUUAUAAUAGCAUCAAAGAAGGUUUUAACAGGAUAAAUAUGAGUGAAAAUCAAAUGUCUUGUGCUAUGCAUAGUAAAUGAUUAUUAAUAGUCUUCAUUAUGAGAUGGGAACUCAUCCGUCUGGGUCAAGAAUGUGGAUAGUCUUCUGAUUGUUAGUGAUCUGUUAGUUGGCGACUGUGUCUCCACAGUACUGACUGAUGUUCAAAAGGUGCUUAAGUGAACAAACGAUUAAUGAUAAGGUUACGGAUCAGUCACCCUCCUGCACAGUAUUUUGUGCAUGCCUAAAGGCUGAACAAAAACAAGCACAUUUUAGAAUAGUUUUUCAUUCAUUUUUGCACACUGUUUUAGUCCAUGUCUUAGUAUUGAUACUUUUUGUUUUAGUGAAAGUGCUUUAUCUAUAUUUUAGUUUUUUGCUUUAUUGGGGGGGGGACAUAUUUUGUGAAAUCACUGGUGACGGACAUGGAAAGAAUAACCCCAUUUUCACAUUAAAGUGUUUGAACCAUGGUAUUCCGCAUGUUUGAAAAGUAACUUAUAUAGAGGAUGCUUUUUUAUUUUUCACUUAACUUUUGACAUUUUGACUUUCCUAACAUCAGAUUUGCCUUACUGUUGUACUCUUAAUGCUUUACUGUGUACCUCAAUAAAGCAUGACACUCUGGCAUAUA